AUGCCACGAACGAAAUCUUAUACGCCAAGAACGGCUGGUGAAUUCGUAAGAAGCCUUGAAGCAUCGACAGCAGCCUGUGAAGGAGAUGGGACAACAAGCAGAGAUAAGGAUAGGAGUCGACAACAACGCAGAGGCAAAUACGGACUAAAUGAAGGCGGAGACGAAAAGACCAUCAUGAAACUGUUCUCUGACCAAUAUAUCGAUCAAAUACGAGCAACCGAAGCUGUAGCUUUUAUGACCAGAAAUUCAAGUUGCUGGGAGAGCCAUUCACAGAUUGCCUGUAAAGUUAUAAAUCUAGGUUGUUUGCCUAGGUUAGUUGGGUCGUUACGCUCGAAGAAUAUUGGGCUCGUAUACCUUGCUGCUGAAGUAUUAGGCAACAUUUGUACUUCUAGAGCGCGGACACGUUUAGUAUUGCAAGCAAAUGCCAAGUCGGCGUUGAUAGAGUGUCUCGAUCACACUUCCCCACGAGUACAAGAGAAGGCUCUCUUUGCUCUUGGUCGAAUUUAUCAAUGGUGUGACUACGGAAUGGGAAGAUAUAGUUUCCUCCCUGAUGAUUUGAGUCCUUUGUUGUCUUUCACAAAAGAUUCUCUUGACUUACCUCUCCUCCGAGGAAUAUCUUAUGCGCUAGCAAGUGCAACGACUGUCGUUAAACCCGAGUGGAUGUUUAUUAUUGCUUAUGAUCUGGCGAAAUUACAUCACUUCCUCGCAUCACAUAUAUAUACUGAAGAUGAUGAAGUGCUGAAGCACAUAACAACUGGAUUGUGUUCAUUAUCUAAACACAAACAAGAACAUUCAUUCUUCAUACAAUAUGGAAUAUGUCGACGGCUUGUUCAGUUACUUCAGAACGAUGUCGUUCAAGAGAAAGUUGGCGAGUGUAUUUACAAUCUAUCAGCAGGAACACUUGAGACACGUCAAACAAUCAUUAAUUGCGGUUGCCUAUCUACUCUUUUGGGUCUCAUUCACCCGUUAACACGCCCAAAGCUGCAAGAAACUGCAUACAAAAUUAUCUGCAAGCUAGCAUCCGCUGGUUCAAUAUACCAGGUGCAGGCGAUAAUUCGAGCUAAUGCUGUCCCUUAUUUAAUUGACAUUCUCGAAAAUCGUUACGAAUUACCGGACUACCAAGAUGAACUUCGAGACCUCAUAUGUAAUGCUGUCUGUGUGAUAGCUCGGAAUGUAGAUGGUGAGCAUAUUAAAUAUCUAAUUGCCCGUGGAUGUGUAUCGGCUCUUUGUAAAGAAAUGGGAGGCAGUAUAUCGGACGAGACCAAAUCGGCUAUUUUGGAUGCGCUAGAUAACUUUGUUGAUGUCUGGGAUAAGCUUAAAAGGAAAGAGAGACAUGACAUUAGGGAUUUUGCGAGGCACAUCGCUGUCGCACGAGAUGUUUUAAAUAUGUAUCGAUCGCGUGCGCAAUGA
Paraglomus brasilianum is the source of this 1410-nucleotide messenger RNA. Lineage: Eukaryota; Fungi; Glomeromycota; Glomeromycetes; Paraglomerales; Paraglomeraceae. The record is from the annotation of a GenBank genome assembly.